Molecule: messenger RNA, 886 nt
Organism: Etheostoma spectabile (orangethroat darter)
Lineage: Eukaryota; Metazoa; Chordata; Actinopteri; Perciformes; Percidae
Product: ETS domain-containing protein Elk-1
Biological process (GO): regulation of transcription by RNA polymerase II; cell differentiation
Cellular component (GO): nucleus
Molecular function (GO): sequence-specific DNA binding; DNA-binding transcription factor activity, RNA polymerase II-specific
Source: RefSeq, a predicted model, not a curated record
AACAUCAUAAAGAAGGUGAGCGGUCAGAAGUUCGUCUAUAGGUUCGUCGGUCAGCCCGACCCAUCUCAGCCGGAGGGGCUACGCACCGGAGACGAGGGCCAGAGGAGGGACGCCGCCGACCCCAACGGCCAAUCAAAAGGGCCCGGGGGCGGGGCUUCUGCAUGUCAGUCAAAGAGCUUACCCCAGCGCUCGUCGCCCAGCGGCGCCCAGAAGAGCUCCCGCAACGACUACAUGAAGUCCGGCCUCUACUCCACCUUCACCAUCCAAUCACUGCAGGCCUCGCCCACCCCACGGCCAAUCAAAACGGAGCUGCUGAUACAACAGGACGCCGCCCUGUUGGUCGAUCACACACCCAGAGAGGUCUGUGUAUUAUCAGACUCGAGCUCCUCUCCGUCAGUAGGUGGCGCUGUUGACUCGGCUCUCCAGGUGAUCGUCACCCAGCCGUCUCCCUGUCCAACUCCGGCUCUCAGCCCUCAGACACCGGUCAGCGCCGCCGGCCAAUCACAGACUGCUGCUCCUCCUCUGAGCGACCCCCCCCAGAUUUAUCUCACCACGGUGGGGACCCGUCCUCCCUCACCCCCUGAUCCCCCUGGGUCCCGUUGGGGCUCCAUGAGCCCUGUGCCCCCCCACCCACGUGUCGAUGCAGACGGAGGACUACGGGGGAGUCCCGAACCCGGCCGGCUCCCCCCUCACCCCCACGCUGCUCCCCCCGACUCACCCGCCGCCCGUCUUCGUCAUCAUCAACCCGCCGCCUGCGCAUCAGCAGCCGGUCGCCAUGGCGACCUGCCGUCCUCCCCCUCCCCCCAUCGUCAUAAAGGAGGAGAGCCUGCCGUCGGAGGAGGAGCUGCUGAAGAUGGUGUCUCUGGAGGAGAAACGGGUGGAGGAG